Molecule: messenger RNA, 1485 nt
Organism: Magallana angulata
Lineage: Eukaryota; Metazoa; Mollusca; Bivalvia; Ostreida; Ostreidae
Exons: 1
Coding region: 1-1485 (494 amino acids)
Source: RefSeq, a predicted model, not a curated record
AUGACAGGCGUAAAACUUUCCAUCCAGAAGAGAAAUUUUACCACCUGUUUGAAAUCGAUUGUACAUCAUGUGCGCGACCAAAUUACUGGCAGCCAAGGUCAACCCUUUGCUCAACGUCUUCCACUAGGAUGGGUCGUCAUUGGUGAAAUUUGUAUUGGUAAAGUUCAUCCUCCAAAGGACGUGAAUGUAAACAAAGCGCAUAUUCUUAAUGACGGAAGGUGCACCACCUUUCCAGUGUGUCACAACAAUAUCAAUGUCAAGGACAAUGAUGACAUAUUCAUACGAACACCAUUUGACAACAAGAUUGGACCUUCUGUUGAGGACCGCAAGUUUGUAGCUCUUAUGGACGCAGAGUUCCACAAAGACACUGAUGGUUUUUGGUCCGCACCAUUACCUUUCAAGGAGUCAAAACCAGUGAUGCCUAACAAUUAUUCACAGGCCUGGAAACGUGCUUUGAUCCUCAACACAAGUUUAAAGAAAGAUCAUCACAAACGUCAACACUUCUUUGCAUUCAUGUCAAAAGUCUUAGCUAGUGGGGCAGCAGAAGUUGCUCCUUCCGACAUACCUGGGGAAUGCUGGUAUUUACCCCUUUUUGGGGUGUACAAUUCGAAAAAACCGGAUCAAAUCCGAGGAGUAUUCGACUCGUCGGCUGUGUUUCAAGACGUUUCAUUGAACAGUGUGUUAAUGUCUGGACCAGACUUAACAAACAACCUUGUUGGAAUCCUCAUGCGUUUCCGUGAAAAUGCAAUUGCUAUCAGUGGUGACAUUCAGCAAAUGUUUUAUGCAUUUCGUGUUCAUGAGGAUCAUCGUGAUUACCUCAGAUUCUUUUGGUACGAGGAUAACAACUUUGAAAAACCUUUAAUACAAUACCGAAUGAAAGCUCACGUUUUUGGUAACACACCAUCUCCAGCUGUUGCCACCUAUGGACUUCGAAAAGCAUCAUCUGUUGGUGACGAUGAUGUUCGUAAAUUUGUUUACAACAACUUUUACGUCGAUGAUGGACUGACGUCGCUUGCUACAGAAUCAGAAGCAAUCAACCUGAUGAGAAAAACACAAGCAACACUGAAAAACAACGGAAACAUUCGUCUCCACAAAAUCGCUUCAAACAGUGUGAAUGUGAUGAAAUCAUUUCCUAUAGAUGACCUAGGAAGCGAUUUGAAGGAACUAAAUCAUUGUGCAGACAUAUGCAACUUACCUGUACAACACAGUUUAGGAAUGCAGUGGGACUUAAACUGUGAUAUGUUUGUGUUCAAAAUCUCUAAUGCUGAAACACCUUACACCCGCAGAGGCCUUCUAUCGACAAUGAACCGUAUCUUUGAUCCAAUGGGAUUUAUUUCUCCAGUCACUAUCAGUGGAAAAAUUCUACACCGUGAACUUGUAUCUCCUGGAUGUCACUGGGAUGAACCACUUACGGAGGAACAUUUGAGAAGAUGGCGAAUCUGGAUUGAUUCAUUGAUACAAUCAACUUUAGAGUUCCCCGAAUGA